Molecule: messenger RNA, 801 nt
Organism: Musa acuminata AAA Group (dessert banana)
Lineage: Eukaryota; Viridiplantae; Streptophyta; Magnoliopsida; Zingiberales; Musaceae
Product: auxin-responsive protein SAUR32-like
Exons: 1
Coding region: 238-675 (145 amino acids)
Biological process (GO): response to auxin
Source: RefSeq, a predicted model, not a curated record
UUCUUCUUCAUUUCCUGCUCAGAAAUCUUCAGCAGCAUCAGCGGAUCGUCGUGUUUGAGUAGGCUUUACAUUUAUAUAGUUGGUGAUGUCCAACGUUCCCAAUUCUCUCCGUGACUCCUCUCUCACCCUCUUCCGCCUCGCCAUCUCCAGCUCCGAUCGCUGGCCCUUCUCUCUCUAGCUUGCGUCCCCCGUCUCCCCUCUGCAGCUCCUCUUGCUGCCGGGUUGCCCGGUCUUCGCAUGCAGCGUGGACGAGAAGAAGCGGGAGAUAACACUAAUAACAACGAGAAGAUCGAGAGCCAUCGCUGUCGUCGCUCGCUGGCCGGCUUCUUCCAGCUCCGCAUGCCGCACAUGGGGCACCGCGAGAGGAAGGAGCGGGCGGCCGCGGGGUUGCCGCCCAAGGGGUGCAUGGCGGUCAGGGUGGGGCAGGAAGGGGAGGAGCAGCGGCGGGUCGUGGUGCCGGUGGCGCACCUCAGCCACCCCCUCUUCGCGGAGUUCCUGGAGGAGGCGAAGGCGGAGUAUGGGUUCAGCCAGCCAGGGGCCAUCUCCAUCCCCUGCGGCGUUGAUCACUUCCGCCACGUGAACGACGUCAUCGACCGCGAGAGGGGCAGCGCUGCAGUCCAUCACCACCACCUCCCCCUCCGCCUUCUUCACUUUGCAUGCUGUUUUGGAGCUUAAUGACCGGUGAUGAUAAAUAGAUAAGUGAUUAGGUUUUUGAUAUAUGGAUGAAGAUAAUGCAAUUUGUUGGACUGUACUUUUUGGGGAUUGAAUGGGUUGGAAAUAGAUAAUUUCAAGCUUAUUGUA